Coregonus clupeaformis (lake whitefish) is the source of this 2050-nucleotide messenger RNA. Its product is annotated as fibroblast growth factor 11-like. The transcript is spliced from 5 exons. The record is from RefSeq and is a predicted model, not a curated record. NCBI's taxonomy places the organism in Eukaryota, Metazoa, Chordata, Actinopteri, Salmoniformes, Salmonidae. Gene Ontology annotation, cellular component: cytoplasm. Gene Ontology annotation, molecular function: fibroblast growth factor receptor binding; growth factor activity. Gene Ontology annotation, biological process: positive regulation of cell population proliferation; animal organ morphogenesis; fibroblast growth factor receptor signaling pathway. The coding region runs from base 1428 to 1859 and encodes 143 amino acids.
CACACUCUGUCUCUCCACACGUGCACACACACACACACUCACAUGCGUGCACUGAAACUGAGAGGUGCUUUGAUCGGGAGAUCAAAAGACAUACACACACGCUCUCUUUCUCUCACACACAUAGGGAGUAGGGAAGGCAGCCAGGGAGGCAGGCACCGGUGCCUUUUGAAGCAGCAGUGAGAGUGAGAGAGGAAAGAGGACAAGGCACCGGACCACUGUCACCUACCGACCAGCCCCCUGCCGAUGAUCCAAAGCUACAGCCACAGCACAGAUACUCAACUGUAGUGAGGGUGUAGUUGGAGUUGGAGAUCUGUGGGGAGGAUAGGCAGGCACACUGCAUGUGUUCCCUUUCUGUGAAAAAGGGGUUAUGCCAGGAGAGCAUGAAAGGAAGAGAAGAUCCAGCUCUCCGUCUGUCCAUCCGUCCGUCCAUCCGUCAUCCUCAUUCCUCUUUUUUCAGAGCCGAUAUCUCAGGUCGGACGGUCCCGUUUUGAAUUCUUUAUUUUUCUCUCGUAAUUAAUUUUUUUUCUAUUUUUUGAUGGAGGGAUGUUAAGGAUCAGGUGAAGAAAGGAGGAGCAGUAUUGUGGACGUCUGAAAGGUCGUGACAUUUAUAAAUGUUUUUGUUUGUUGUUAUUUCAACGAUCACUUGUUUUUCCACCUCCUGACUGAAUUGAAGGGUGUGUGUGAGCAGCAGGACUGGAGGCUAUAAGGACUUUGAGACUGAUCUCUGUUUUGAUAUGAUUCGGUCGUCAGGCAAAUUCUUUCCUAUCCUGACGGAGCUGUGUCAAAGUUAGCUGGAGCUGCAGGGAGAGGAGGGGGCCGUGGGGAGGGCCUGUGGCCCAGGACAGAGCACCCAACCUGGAACGCACACAGAGAGGGACACUGGCGUAGGGGCUCUUCUCAUCCACUGAUAACUGUGUACCUGAAAAUGACAUUAUGAGUUUUCUAUUGUCCUGCUGCCAUGGUGACGGAGAGACAGUGACAACAACACCGUAAACAAUAACAAGUGCAAUAGCAGGCAACAGCCUAAAGGAGAACAACAACAGCUCAACCACCAGUGACUGAAACAACACACUGCAUCUAAUCAAACCUCAACCAGCCAACAUCCCACAACUUUGGGUGGGCCUUUGACAAGGACUCCACCACUCCAUCUGUCCAUCACCCCUUUCUCCACCUCUCUCUCUGCCGUGGUGGUCUCCUCCCUCCAUUCACCAGCAAGAAUCCCCUAGUAACCCCCACUCUGCUACUAUAUUCCUCCAGAUAUUGUUGACAUAACAUAUUGACAUUUCUAUGUCAAUCUAGGAAAGUUUGCUCAAGGAUUCUGGGUAAUCUCCCCUGGCGGUGCGCCGUCGCCCUGGGUGAAAGGGCAGGGGGGCGGCCCACGGUUCCCCCCGACCACAACCGGGUGAAGAGCAGGAGCGGGCGGCAAGAUGGCGGCUCUCGCCAGCUCGUUGAUCCGCCAGCGGCGGGAGGUGAAGGACCCCCAGGCCAACCGGCAGGUGGCCAACAAGAGGAAGCCGUGCCCCAAGGCCAACAAGUCCCUGUGCCAGACACAGAUAUUAUUACUCAUAUCAAAAGUCCGACUAUGUGGCAAUCGAGGGCGAAAGUUAGAAAAAAAACCGGAGCCCCAACUGAAAGGCAUCAUCACAAGACUCUACAACCGGCAUGGCUUCUACCUCCAGAUGCUUCCGGAUGGCACCAUGGACGGCACAAAGGACGAAAGCAGCUCCUUCUUGCAGUUCAACUUGAUUCCUGUGGGCCUGAGGAUAGUAGCCAUCCAGAGCACUAAGACAGGGCUCUACAUUGGGAUGAACAGCGAUGGAUACCUCUACACCUCAGUAUGGCAACCCCUUAUUAAUUAAGUUAUAACACUAUACAUAGUAAUAACAUCUCUACACCUCAGUAUGGCAACCUCUAAUAAAUUAAGUUAUAACAGUUCACAUAAGCCUGAAUAAAAGUCUACACAGCAGGCAGGUAGUACCCGUGGUAAGGACUGUUCAACGUUGGUCUGACCAAUCGGAAUCUAUGCUUCAAGAUUGUUUUGAUCACGCGU